GCCCAUUCUAAUCUGCCGCCGCGCCCUCCCAGAGCGCUGGUUCUGAAGAGAGGGUCACCGGCCGGAAAUCCCCAAUUUUCCACUGGACUCGUUUGGGACUGGCUGUGGAUGACGCAGACGGCGGACGGUUCCUUCAGCGGCAGCGCCGCCACCGGUCCGUCGUUUCACUCGCCGUAAGGAGGAGGCUGCAGCUGCGAGUCAAACUUUAAGUGAACCCAAUCCCCGUCCCUGUCGGCGCCGUCGGUUCGGGCGGAACGAUGGAGGUCCUCCAGCCUUCCGAUCGAGUGGGUUUCCUGUGAGGGAUUCGCGGUUUCUCCAUUGAUCCGCACGCCGGCGCCAGAGAUAGCCUUCCGGCGCGAUAUGUGCACAAUCUCCGAUUAUCAGGGUGCUGCCAAUGGAAGAGACCUAUCCGGGUACAACCACCACGCCAGUUAUUUUUCGUGCACGCGGCCUGUCCCUCAUGGCGUUCCCUACCCUGACGACGCUAGACAAGGACACUGUUUCGUGCUUCUAUCUGGCAAUGGAGGGCCAGCGAGAGGAACAUCACUGCCGUACUGUUGCCCAUCGUCGGUGCCGUCGCCAUCUAGGCGUUCAUGAUGUUCCCAAACAUCGUAUACCUGCCCACACACUAGCCAAUUCAUGGCUUCAAUCAGCGCUGUAUCCAAAGAUUAAUUAUUUGUGCCUAUCUCCAUGCAGUGUGAAAGUUUGCGUGGUUUGGUCCCUGGGUGCAUAAUUAAUUGGUCAAAAAUAGUCCAUGUUAUUUUUCAUAUAAGUGCCACAUAUAACUUUAUUUUGGUGUGUAAUAGGCUGAGAUUAGCUGCGGAGAACAGAAGAGAUUACCUGGACGAGAAUCAAUCGCUCGGGUUCGAGGACGGCCACUCCAGGGUCAUCUGUUGGUUGCGGCAGCAAGGGGUAACCAACUACAGUUCGUGCUGGACGCCAUGAGCACUACGAGGUCUGAGGAGGAGCAGUUAGUGGAGAAGCACACCAACAUCGCCGCAACUGAAACUUGAAGUAGCUAAGGUACUAAAGAAAUUUGCUAAGGUACUAAAGCAGGAUUUUAUACGGAGGCGGAUCACGCCGAGGCAGAUCCCAGCGAGUGCUCCUUGCUCUGGAAAUUGAGCCUUCCUUACUAGGCCUGUAUCAACAGUACUUUAUGUAGCAAGAAGAUGAGUUCCUUAAGCUGGUAGACAAGAUGGAACCAGCAGACACAUUACUUAAGCUGGAGUACCUAGGAACAACUGAGACAUGUAUCAGUUCUUCUUCUUUGCUUAUAAGCAUUAGGUGCGCAAUGGACUACGAAAAGACAUGUGGUGGAUUUCUUGAAGGUGUUAAAUUGGAGGCAGGCAACACAGAGAUCGAAGAAGGGUUAAGGGAGGCCUUGGCAUCCUUGAAGAUAACUGGCGGUAUCACUGGAAAAGAUAUGCUGGAUCAGCGCCGGAUAGUUGAUGCUGAGAGGGCAAAGUCAGCCAAGAAGGCCAACAUGAUCAUCGACGCGGAGCUGCGGCUCGGCCCGCCCGGCAGCCUCUGCGACCUGGCUUUCGGCGCUUCGGCGGCGCAGAAGAAACGGCCGUCCCCGUCGUCAGCGGCGGCAGCGGCCAGGAGCGAGGCCUCCGGGACCGAUGACCACGACACCGCACCGGCUUCCAAGGUGCAGGUGGUGGGCUGGCCUCCGGUGGGCGCAUAGAGGAAGAGCACGUUCCAGUCGGCAACGUCCACAUCCACGGCCGCGAAGGAGAAGGACGGCGCCAGCGAGGCGUGGGAAGCCACCGCGGCCGGGAAGAAACCAGCGGGCGGUGGGCUGUACGUCAAGGUGAGCAUGGACGGCGCGCCGUACCUGCGCAAGGUCGCCGGGGAGCAGCGGCGCACGGUCGUGAUACAUCUCCGACGUAUCGAUAAUUUCUUGUGUUCCAUGCCACAUUAUUGAUGAUAUCUACAUGUUUUAUGCACACUUUAUGUCAUAUUCGUGCAUUUUCUGGAACUAACCUAUUAACAAGAUGCCGAAGUGC
Messenger RNA from Lolium perenne, 2009 nucleotides. The record is from RefSeq and is a predicted model, not a curated record. Lineage: Eukaryota; Viridiplantae; Streptophyta; Magnoliopsida; Poales; Poaceae.